CAAAAAAAACUCACUUACAAAGCCAAACAUGAUCACGUUAAAAUUCACACAAACACAUGGAGGUGGUAAGGAUGUUUGAGCUUCUCCCCUCCUCAUCAUGACGAGUUGUGGAUGUUUGCCUGCUCUCUUUCUUCUCACACUUAGAUGGUCAGAUUGUGAAGGUAGCUGGAGGACGACCACUGAUGUUUUGUGCUAUGUCAGCUGUGACUGAUCAGCCUCAGCCCUUCGGAGGACUGGAGCGAGAGAAGCACAUCCAGAUGAUCUUCAGAGCUUUCCAUAACCGCUGUGGGCCUUCAGGUGAGUGCAAGACUUACUCACCUGGACCCAAACCUUACCCAUCACCUCCUGACUGGAACGAGCAGCUGCCAAGUCUGAAUUCUGGGAGGAAAGUGGAGAACAUCUUCUACUUACAGUCACCGGGUAAAGCGGAAGAGCAGCAUCCCGGAGAUGCAGCAGGAUUAAACUUUAUGUCUGUGCUGGAAACAGUCAGUCAAAUUCACAUCACUGCCAGACCUGAGCUGCAAGGGCCACAGUGCGUUCCGAGGAGGAUCUACAGCAUCACCACGGGAGGCAGCAGGUCCCAGUUACUUGUGGCCGUGGAAGAGAGUUCUUGUGUGUGCCUCCAGUGUUGCGGUCCAGCUCGAGCCUGUACCUUGCAGGGCUUUGAUUGUCAGGGCCGCCAGGUCUUUUCUUUUGAAAGACCCCUGAGGGUGGACGCCUGCUGCCUCUGCUGCUGCAUGAUGGAGAUGAAGGUUUAUGUGCCUCAUAAACAUCUCAUUGGCUCUGUUUACCAGAGGUGGAGCAUGUUCACUCCUCUGCUUGAGGUGUGCGAUUCAGACGGAGCAUCUAGCAUCAGAAUCCAGGGCUCCUGCUGUCCAAACCGCUGCCUCUCCAACCAGCAAUUCCAGGUUGUCUCCAACGUUGGUGAGAAAAUAGGCACAAUUUGGAAGAAAUGGCGGGGCUUCAAUGAGGAGCAUAACAUGGACCAUGAAUACUUUGGGUUGGAGGUGCCACUGAGUAUGGAAUCACAAACCAAACUGAUGCUGCUGGCUGCCACUUUCUUGUUGAAUCACAUGUUCUUUGAAAUGAGCUGAUCAUUGAGAAGCUUCAACUAUGAACAUUCAUAUCAUUGCUGUCGACUGUUUUGUGAAGCACUUUGGGCUGCAUGCUUGUAUGUGUGCAGGAUGCUAUACAAAUAAAGUUGAGUUAAAUAAACUGAUAUCAUGAAAAAUUGUGUAUAACUAAUGAAGCCCACCCGUCACUUUAUGGCAAAUGUAUAAAUACAUGAUCGAAUAAAGCUAUUCAGUUUAACCAAGCUUGAACUUUCAGAGCUGAAAACCGAAACUAAAGUAGAAGUUAAAAAAAAUCUGCAGUUCCUCAUGUGUCCUCUUAAGGCAUGCUGCACACGUAAGUCAAUCCUAACCCAAUGUUAAAACACCAAACUUUAACGCACGUAAUGCAUAAACAUAUUUAAAGUCUGUUAUAAAAUAACAAUUUGGAUAUUUAGCUUAAAUCAAUUCAUGACAACUUCCUAAGGGAGUAAUUCUAAAUAACGUACCUGUUUAAAUGAAUUUAUAAAAACCACAUUAUACAUGACAUGCAAUCUGUCAGAAGAUACCAUCUCAACUAAUCCAUGUUUUAUUCAAUUUGACUUAUAUAAUGAAACACUUUUUGCAGUUAAUUGUUCUAACAGAGCGUCUAUUUAGCCCCGAGCGC
Molecule: messenger RNA, 1716 nt
Organism: Labrus mixtus (cuckoo wrasse)
Lineage: Eukaryota; Metazoa; Chordata; Actinopteri; Labriformes; Labridae
Product: phospholipid scramblase 3
Exons: 8
Coding region: 183-1094 (303 amino acids)
Biological process (GO): plasma membrane phospholipid scrambling
Cellular component (GO): plasma membrane
Molecular function (GO): phospholipid scramblase activity
Source: RefSeq, a predicted model, not a curated record